CGAAGCAGCCAGCACUCCGAUUUUCAGACAACAACACGUGCGUUUCAGAAACAGCAUUUCCAGUGCUAAGUUCUCCACAUUUUUGCUAAUUUAUUAGAUUUUUCCAAUUGAUUUUUGUUCGAAAUAAGCGAAUUAACAAGCAACUAGCACGAUGAAACCGAAGGGCAGCAAGAAGAAAGCCGAUCUGCAGAACAUGUCGUUGGAUAAUUUUCUGGAUAACAUAGAUGCGGAUCUCAGCGACCAGGAUGGACCAGAGGAUUUGGCUCCACCGAAAAAGAAAAAAGUCAAAUUAGAUAAGGAGCCUAAGCAACUGAAAAAGAAUCAGCUGGAAACGACGGUCGCCGGUAAGAAGGCAAAGAAAAUUAAGGGGGAGAAGAAGAAAAAAAGCAAGAAGGGCAAGGUGGAACAACCGGAAGAUGUAGGAUCGGAUGCUGAGGUCGAUUUUGCCCAGAAUGACGUUGCUAAGGAACAUCAGCAAGCGUUGGACAAAUUGAAGGAGACGGAUCCGGAGUUAUAUGCCUUCCUGCGAAAGAACGAUAAGAAACUGCUCAAGUUUGGUGCGUUGACGGGAAGUGAUAACGAGGACGAAGAGGAGGAUAAAGCUGAUGAUGAUUUGCAGGACGACGAUGAAGAUGAGGACGGGGAAGGAGCACUUCAUGAAUUGCCGGAUAAACUGGAAGUUGCUAGUGAUGAGAGCGAUUUGGACGAGGAAGAAGGGGAAGACGAAGGAGAGGAAACUGCGACGCCAGGAAUGCAGAAGAAAAUUAAUUUGAAGAUGCUUAAGAAAUGGACGGAGGAACUGACAGCCACUCCCGUGAAGGUUGACACCAUUCGAACAGUUUGCAAGGCUUUCAACUCUGCUCUGGUCACCGUAACGGGGGAAACUAACGUUAUUCCUGCAUUCAAAGCGGAAGGUUCAGCUGUUUUCAACGGAGUCGUUCAACUUUGCGUGCUACACUUGGGCAAUGCUGUCAAGAGUUAUCUCGGUUUGCAAGGAUCGAAAGGAAUCAAAUCCCUUAAGAAAAACAGAAAGUUUGCUAAGCUUCAGUCCUGCUUGCGGAUGUAUUUUAUAGAUUUGACCAACCUUCUGGAGAAUGUUUCCUCCAAUCAUAUUAUGAAUGUGUUGCUAAAGCAUUUGCAUCAAUUCAGCUCCUUUUUGGUUUGCUAUUCUUCAAUCACGAAGCCGAUCCUCAAGCGCCUGAUCGUCAUCUGGAGUAUUUCAGAGGAGGAAUCCGUUCGAGUGUUGGCAUUCCUUUGCAUCCUGAAGAUCACUUGUGGUCAGCAGCGACGAUUCCUGAGCGAUGUGCUGAAGAAUAUGUAUCUGGCGUACGUCAAAAACAGCAAAUUCGUCAGUCCUAACACCCUUCCGGGAAUCAACUUUAUGAGACGGUCCCUCACGGAAAUGUUCACCUUGGACAUGACUGUUUCAUAUCAGCACGUCUUCCUGUACAUUCGUCAACUAGCCAUCCAUUUGCGUAAUGCAGUGAUUUUGCAGAAAAAGGACAGCUUCCAGUACAUCUACAACUGGCAGUAUAUCAACUCGUUGAAACUGUGGGCGGACGUCUUGGCCGUGUCAUACAACAAGAAGCAACUGGAACCUCUGGUAUAUCCACUCGUCAGCAUCAUCACCGGUGUAAUCAAGUUGAUCCCUUCAGCACAAUAUUUCCCACUCCGUUUCCACUGCUGCCGAAUGUUGAUUGACCUCUCCGCGCGGACCAGAGUUUUCAUCCCAGUGCUCCCGUUCAUAUUCGAAGUGCUCAACUCCACCAGCUUCAACGAAGAGCAUAAGAAACUCUCCAUGAAACCGGUUAAUUUAACCUGUUUGCUUCGUUUCGCUGCGGCUAAUAUACAGGAGAAUGCCUACAAGGACGCCGUUCUGGAUCAAAUCUAUGAGCUAUCAUUGGAAUAUCUCACCCACGAAUCUGCCUCAAUUUGCUUCCCGGAUCUGAUCGUCCCCGUAGUCACCGUUUUUCGUUCCUACUGCAAGUCUAGCAAAGUGUACAAAUAUUCACGGAAAAUCAAGCAACUCAGCGACAAAGUCGUUGAAAAUUCCGCAUUCAUCGAAAAGGAACGCAAGAUGCUUCCGUUCCGAUUGAAAGACCUUGCCGAUAUUCAGAGCUGGGAGGCUACCCGCAAAGCCAAGGGUACCCCGCUGUUAACAUUCUAUGAGACCUUUGCCAGGGAGAAUGAGAAGGUCAAGCGGCGACAGGCAACGCAGUCGGAGAAUGUCAGCGAUUUUGAUUUGCCGACGAUCAAAAAGAUUGACCGGAAGCAAACUGCACCGAGGGAAGGACCAGUGGAACUGUUCCCAUCGGAUGACGAGGAAGAUGAUUCCGGCAAUGGGCCGGAGUUGGAUUCGAUGGAGGAAGACGACGAGGUUCCCAAGCAGAAGAGUAAGAAGGAGAAGAAGAAGGUAAAGAAGGCCGAUGGUAAAGAGAGGAAGGAGAAGAAAAAGAAGCAGAAGAAACCGAAGCAAUCGGAAGCGGAUUUCCCGCUGGAAAAGGUCGCAGACAUGGAUGAGGUUGACAUAUUGAAGGAUUUGACGCUGGAAGAUUGGGAGUAAUCGUGUUGAUGUAGGGGUAAUAUUUCGAGUUGUGUAACGUUAUAUUU
Molecule: messenger RNA, 2610 nt
Organism: Ochlerotatus camptorhynchus
Lineage: Eukaryota; Metazoa; Arthropoda; Insecta; Diptera; Culicidae
Product: nucleolar complex protein 2-like
Exons: 2
Coding region: 152-2563 (803 amino acids)
Biological process (GO): negative regulation of transcription by RNA polymerase II; ribosomal large subunit biogenesis
Cellular component (GO): Noc2p-Noc3p complex; nucleolus; Noc1p-Noc2p complex
Molecular function (GO): transcription corepressor activity; histone binding
Source: RefSeq, a predicted model, not a curated record